Messenger RNA from Brassica rapa (field mustard), 2002 nucleotides. Its product is annotated as shaggy-related protein kinase theta. Gene Ontology annotation, biological process: signal transduction; peptidyl-threonine phosphorylation; cell differentiation. Gene Ontology annotation, cellular component: nucleus; cytoplasm. Lineage: Eukaryota; Viridiplantae; Streptophyta; Magnoliopsida; Brassicales; Brassicaceae. The record is from RefSeq and is a predicted model, not a curated record. Gene Ontology annotation, molecular function: protein serine/threonine kinase activity; ATP binding.
GCGAGAGAGAGAGAGAGAGAGAGAGAAGCAAAGAUUCCACCUGGUUUUUGAAGAACUCGUGAAGAGAGAGAGAGAGAGAGAGAGAGAGAGGUUGAAGAAGGAGGGCAGAUUUUCCGAUUAGAAGAAUCGCUGUGUUCUGCUGGUCAGGGACAGAUGCGAAUUUGAAUAUCCGAAUCUGUUAAUUCGUUCUCUCUUUCUCUCUCUCUCCACAUGAAGCUGUGGUGAAGAUUAUAGGGUUUGGAGUUGGUAUCUAUUGGUGGCGAAGAUGAACGUGAUGCGUCGUCUCAAGAGCAUUGCUUCGGGUCGGACCUCCAUUUCUUCGGAUCCUGGUGUGGACUCUAGUCUUAAGAGACCCAAGCUCGAUCAAGACAACGACUACUUAUCUUCUGGUGGUGAUGAUCCCAUGCAGGUUGACCAAACUACUGACAUGGUGUCCCAAGAUAGUGUUGCCGGUACUUCAAAUGUUCCUCCUCCUGCUGAUCAGCUUCCGGAAGUAAUGAACGAUAUGAGAUUAAGAGAGGAGGAGCCUCCUCAUGCCAACCGCCGCGGCCACGAGGACAAAGAUAUGGAACCACCUAUUGUUAAUGGCUGUGGGACUGAAACUGGUCAAGUUAUUACAACCACUGUCGGAGGUCGUGAUGGAAAGCCUAAGCAGACAAUCUCAUACAUGGCCCAGAGAGUGGUUGGAACAGGCUCAUUCGGAGUUGUCUUCCAGGCCAAGUGUCUGGAAACGGGUGAACAAGUUGCAAUUAAGAAAGUUCUGCAGGAUAAAAGAUACAAGAACAGAGAACUUCAGAUCAUGCGCUUGCAAGACCACCCCAAUGUCGUGCGGCUGAGGCAUUCUUUCUUUUCGACUACUGACAAGGAUGAGCUCUAUCUUAACCUUGUCCUUGAGUUUGUUCCCGAGACUGUAUACAGAGCAUUAAAGCACUAUACCAAAAUGAAUCAGCAUAUGCCUAUCAUCCUUGUUCAGCUCUACACCUAUCAGAUCUGCCGCGCGCUGAACUACUUGCAUCGUGUUGUUGGGGUGUGUCAUCGUGAUAUCAAGCCACAAAAUCUACUGGUCAAUACCCACACCCAUCAAUUAAAAAUAUGUGAUUUUGGAAGCGCAAAGAUGUUGGUCCCAGGUGAACCUAACAUAUCCUAUAUAUGCUCCCGGUACUACAGGGCCCCAGAACUUAUAUUCGGGGCAACAGAGUAUACCAAUGCCAUUGACAUGUGGUCUGGUGGUUGUGUUAUGGCAGAGCUUUUACUCGGCCAACCACUGUUUCCCGGAGAAAGUGGCAUUGAUCAGCUGGUGGAGAUUAUCAAGAUUCUGGGUACGCCAACGAGAGAGGAAAUACGGUGUAUGAAUCCAAAUUACACAGAGUUCAAGUUUCCUCAAAUAAAAGCUCACCCUUGGCACAAGAUUUUCCACAAGCGAAUGCCACCUGAAGCAGUAGACCUCGUCUCAAGACUCCUCCAGUAUUCACCAAACCUUCGUUGCACUGCAUUGGAAGCUUGUGCACACCCCUUCUUCGAUGACUUGCGGGACCCAAAUGUUUCACUGCCAAAUGGAAGAGCAAUGCCUCCAUUGUUUAACUUCACUACCCAAGAACUUGCGGGAGCAUCAACAGAGCUGCGGCAGCGUCUAAUUCCAGCGCAUUGCCAGGGAACCGGAAGUAGCUCUUAGGAUCGGAUCAUUCAGUAGUGUUCCCAAAUUUUCAGCUUCCUCACUCUCUCUAACUGCUAUUUACUGGAGUGUGUGCAACAAAUUUGAACCAUUUGUGCUUCCAAGCUUGAGGAGAGUCUGGAAAUCUGAACGCUGGGGACCAGAGAUGUGAAUUCAAUUUUCCAUCUCCAAUUUCAUUUUUUUUCCCACAUCCCCCUAAAGAUGUUUGAUGUAUCAUUUUUUAAUUAUUAUUAUUGUUUGUAAUCCAUCAAGAUUGUGUCCCAUGCCCUAAUAUCGCAAGCUUUGUGUUCAACUAAGAUUCAAUUCUCUGUUCUAACCUCAGUUUGGUUA